Messenger RNA from Paramacrobiotus metropolitanus, 1533 nucleotides. Its product is annotated as protein adenylyltransferase SelO, mitochondrial-like. NCBI's taxonomy places the organism in Eukaryota, Metazoa, Tardigrada, Eutardigrada, Parachela, Macrobiotidae. The record is from RefSeq and is a predicted model, not a curated record. Bases 1 to 1533 code for a protein of 510 amino acids. The transcript has a single exon.
AUGUUGUUAAAUCUUCCAAUUGAUUCCAUAAUAAAAAGCCAGGCAUUUAUUCCGCGGACUGUGUUCUCCAAAGUGUCUCCAACUUCGCUGAAAACUCGCUCCAAACUUGCUGCCGUAUCGACCGAUGCCUUAUCCAGAAUUCUGGACUUGGAUGCGGAAUCAGUGGCGGACUCGGAACUUUUCGUCGAUUUUGUCAGCGGGAAUGCUGUCCUGUCGGGCAGUGUGCCGUUGGCGCAUCGCUACGGCGGCCAUCAGUUUGGUUCAUGGGCGAAUCAGUUGGGCGACGGCCGCGCUGUUCUGUUGGGCGAGUAUAUUAACAGUCACGGUGAAUAUUGGGAAUUGCAGCUGAAAGGCAGUGGAAAGACGCCGUACAGUCGCGCAGGCGAUGGCCGUGCCGUGAUCCGCAGUUCGGUGCGGGAGUUUCUGGCCAGUGAAGCCAUGUUCCAUCUCGGCAUACCGACAUCCCGGGCGGCUGCCCUCGUGGUCAGCGAUGAUCCUGUGUACCGCGACCAGUUUUACGACGGACACAUGAAGACCGAACGAGCGGCGGUGGUGCUCCGCUUGGCGCCGUCCUGGUUCCGCAUUGGCUCGCUGGAGAUUUUAGCCCGCAAUGGUGAACACGACGAGCUGAAGCAGUUGGUGGAAUUUGUGCUGCAGCAUUAUUUCCACGCGUAUAUUACCCCCAAAGAAUACGGGCAAGAUGAUUACAUUCAGCUGUAUGGAAUCAUCGUGAAUCAAACUGCGGAUUUGAUGGCCAAGUGGCAGUCCGUGGGAUUCGCGCAUGGUGUGUGCAACACCGAUAAUUUUAGCCUCUUGUCGAUUACCAUCGACUAUGGACCGUUUGGAUUUCUGGAUGCGUACGAUCCGAAUUUUAUUCCGAAUUCUUCCGAUGAUGAAGGACGGUAUGCUUACAAAAAACAGCCAGAAGUGGGCUUUUUCAAUUUAAACAAGCUGCGUGAGGCGAUGCUGCCUCUGAUUCAGUCGCCCGCACAACUGGACGCUGCCCUGGAGAAAUACUGGAACAGAUUUUACAGAGCAUACAACCGGGAGUUUAUGAAAAAAUUUGGUGUUAUUCGUGAGCACCAGGACAGUCAAAAGCUGAUUGCGGUCUUCCUGGAUAUUUUGACUGCGACUGGAGCCGAUUUUACCGCUUCUUUUCGUCAGCUGAAUUUACUGUUAUUAGCAGAAGACGUUGUUCAAAUUCCCACAGACGCCUGGGCACUGCACAAAGCAUCGCGGCAUAAGAAGUGGAAUUAUUUUACGUCCUUAUACCGGAAUAUUGCACUAGACAUACGUUUGUCUGAUUCGGAAAGGAUUAAUGUAAUUAAUUCUACAAAUCCAGUGUAUAUAUUACGGAAUUGGAUGGCUCAGCAAGCAAUUAUGACUGCCGAACAAGAUGACUUUAGCGAAGUAAACGAUCUCUGGCAAAUCUUACGCACACCGUACACCGAGCAAGCUUAUGCGGAAAAACGCGGAUUCUCUCGUGAAUCACCAAAGUGGGCGAAAUAUUUGAAAGUGAGCUGCUCGUCGUGA